Oryza brachyantha (malo sina) is the source of this 1657-nucleotide messenger RNA. Its product is annotated as hydroquinone glucosyltransferase-like. Gene Ontology annotation, molecular function: UDP-glycosyltransferase activity. NCBI's taxonomy places the organism in Eukaryota, Viridiplantae, Streptophyta, Magnoliopsida, Poales, Poaceae. The record is from RefSeq and is a predicted model, not a curated record. The transcript has a single exon. The coding region runs from base 41 to 1522 and encodes 493 amino acids.
ACGACGCCACGGCGCCUGCGGCAUCACCACGCCACGAUCGAUGGAGCCAUUCGCCCCCACCCCAGCGCGGCCGGACGCGCCGGCGCCGCGGCCGCACGUCGUGCUGCUGGCUAGCCCUGGCGCCGGCCACCUCAUCCCGCUGGCCGAGCUGGCGCGGCGGCUCGUCAAGCACCACGGCGUCGCGGCCACGCUCGUCACCUUUGCCGAUCUCGACGCCCCGGACGCGCGCUCCGCCGUGCUGUCCUCGCUCCCGGCCUCCGUGGCGACCGCCGUGCUGCCGGCGUUGCCCCUCGACGACCUCCCCGCCGACACGCCCCUGGAGACGUUGCUGAUCGAGCUCGUCCACCGCUGCCUCCCGCACCUCCGCGAGAUGCUCCGAUCCAUCCGCCUGCUCGCCGCGCUGGUCCCGGACUUCUUCUGCUCGGCGGCGCUGUCCGUCGCCGACGAGCUGGGAGUCCCGGGGUACAUCUUCUUCCCUAGCAGCCUCGCCGCGAUGUCCGUCAUGAGCCGCACCGUGGAGCUGCACGACGGUGCUGCCACCGGCGAGUACCGCGCCCUCCCGGACCCUCUCGAGCUCCCCGGCGGCGUGUCCCUGCGCAACGCGGAGGUGCCCGACGCCUUCAGGGACAGCACUUUGCCGGUGUACGGGCACCUCGUCGAGACCGGUCGGCAGUACCGCCGUGCUGCUGGCAUCUUGGUGAACACCUUCACCGAGCUGGAGCCGGCCGCCGCGGAGGACUCCAAGAAGGUGGCAGAGAAGGGAUCGUUCCCACCGGCUUACCCUGUGGGGCCGUUCGUCCGGUCAAGCUCCGACGAGGCCAGCGAGUCGGCAUGCUUGGAGUGGCUGGAUCUCCAGCCGCCAUUGUCGGUGGUGUACGUCUCCUUCGGGAGCGCUGGCAUGCUGUCAGUGGAACAGACUCGCGAGCUCGCCGCCGGGCUGGAGAUGAGCGGGCACAGAUUCCUCUGGAUCGUGCGCAUGCCAAGCCUCAACGGCGAGACGUUCGCCUUGCACAACGGCGAAGACGGCCGCAGCCAUGGGGAGGACCCACUGGCGUGGCUUCCCGACGGGUUCUUGGAGAGGACGAGCAGCCGAGGCCUCGCCGUCGCGGCGUGGGCGCCGCAGGUGCGCGUGCUGUCACACCCGGCGACGGCGGCGUUCGUGUCCCACUGCGGGUGGAACUCGACGCUGGAGAGCGUGGCAGCCGGCGUGCCGGUGAUCGCGUGGCCGCUGCACGCGGAGCAGAAGAUGAACGCCGUCGUCCUGGAAGAGUCCGUGGGGGUGGCGCUGCGCCCGCGCGCGCGGGAGGAGGAGGAGGACGACGCCGGCGGCGCGUUGGUGACGCGCGGGGAGAUCGCGGCCGCGGUGAAGGAGCUGAUGGACGGGGAGAAAGGGCGCGUGGUGCGCCGCCGGGCGAGGGACAUGGAGCAGGUGGCCGGCCGGGUCUGGUCGCCGGAGGGGUCGUCGCGCCGGGCACUGGAGGAGGUCGCCGCCAAGUGGAAGGCAAUGGUGGCGCACAAGUAAGGAGAUGCACUUGUGCAGUGUAUUCUCAGUGUAUCCCUUGUUUGUGUUAUACUACGUUUUAAGCAAUAAAAAUUAUUAUAAUCCAUUUCUACCGUGGUAAUUUCGAUCAACUAUACGUUCUUUUUGUUGAAUGGA